Messenger RNA from Gongylonema pulchrum, 492 nucleotides. The record is from the annotation of a GenBank genome assembly. Lineage: Eukaryota; Metazoa; Nematoda; Chromadorea; Rhabditida; Gongylonematidae.
CAACCGGCGGCCUAUUAUACUCCAACGUUGAUUUGUGCCGUUGCCGACCAAAAGGUACUUCGAGAUUUGGUGUGCGAGAAGCUGCCCAAAUUGUCAUCUCAUCUGAGGAAGUUCGAAAUCGACCUCUCAGCAUUUACCCUCAGCUGGUUCCUCACCUGUUUUGUUGAUAUUUUCCCACAUACCAUUUAUCUCAACACUUUUGACGUAUUUCUUUAUGAAGGAAACAAGGUGUUGUUCCGUUUUGCCCUUGCCGUUCUCAAACUCGCCGAAGCCUCAGUACUGGAAUGUAAAACUAUUGGUGCAGUACACGCUUCACUAAGCAAAGUAGCGCAGCAAGUUCCCGAUUUUAAAACACUCGCACAGAUUGCUUUCAACGAGUUGAAUCCUUUUCCGCAAAAAGCUAUUGAAACCAAACGGCAGUUUUAUCUUGCUCAAUUGACGGUAGGUUUCAGUUAUUUUUUUGAUUGUUUUGAUAUUAAUAAAGUUUGGUAA